AGGGCUAACAGCUGAUCUUCCACAUGGUCAAAGCGAUGUUAAUCCAGUCAGUUUGAGCAGGAGCCACUAAUUCGCCGGACACCAUCAUGGGCCUGCUCUCCAUCCUGCGGAGGUUGAAGCAUCCUCAAGAACAAGAAGUGCGCUUGCUCCUACUCGGCCUGGACAAUGCCGGCAAGACCACACUACUUAAACAGCUGGCUGCUGAAGACAUCAGUCACAUCACGCCAACACAAGGCUUCAACAUCAAAAGCGUCCAGUCAUCUGGCUUCAAGUUGACCGUGUGGGACAUCGGAGGGCAGCGGAAAAUUCGCCCCUAUUGGAAGAAUUACUUUGAGAAUACACAUGUGCUGAUUUAUGUGAUUGACUGCUCAGACAAAAAGCGUUUUGAAGAAACAAGUAUGGAGUUGGCCGAGCUGCUGGAGGAGGAGGAUCUGAGCAGUGUGCCUCUACUGGUUUUCGCCAAUAAACAGGAUCUGACCGCAGCCAUGUCGGCCUCUGAGCUGGCCGAGGGUCUGAACCUGCACACGGUUCGAGAUCGAAUGUGGCAAGUGCAAGCAUGCUCUGCUCUUACUGCCGAGGGACUGCAGGAUGGCAUGAGCUGGGUCUGCAGGAAUAUAAGGUUUCGGAAGAAAUGAAGAUCAGAUGGUUUUCUCUAAAUCUGACCUUUUAUUUGUACAUGUUAAGUGGAGCAUUGAUGUCAUGUUCUGUCAAACACAACAUCUUAUGUCAACUUGCAUCUCCUUGAGAUCCAAAAGGACUGUGUAUGUAAAUAUGACAUAUUUAUGUGAAAACUGUGUGCACGAUGUAUAAUGCAAAAGGUAUUGUUGUUAACUGUCAGAAACAACUGACAAAAAAAAAAAAAAUCUGUUUUGUGCAAUGUCCCAAAAUACACCCUAGAGGGAGACCUCUUACCGUUCACAAAUAUCUCAUUGAUUAUGUUUGUACUGUAGUAUGCUUAUACAACAAUUGAUCGUUUUUUAUGGCAAUCCAAUUUGUGUUCGGUGUUCCAGUACCAAAUACAAGGUAGCUAACUCGCGAAAAUUGAUUGAUAGAAUGAGUUUCAUGCACACAUUGUGUUCAUGUCAAUAGGCAAGUUCAUAUUGAAUGAAGUAAGGUCGUGUCAGCAAAUUUCUUGACACUCACAAUAAAAAUGAAGAACUACAAAUUGAAACCAUGUACUGUACACCUACAAAAAUUUAAAUUGAAAUGACCCUGGGAAAAGUGUGACUUUACAAGUAGGACUCUUCUGCAACAACAUGUGAAAAAAUGUCUUCUCUUUUUAAUAUUUUUUUAAACUGUUCAGUGUCCUUGGUUUAUGAGGCUUUCCUGUCUGGAAAAGAGGGAUGUUGAGACAUCAUCAACACUAUUUUGCAACAACAAAAAAGCCACAAGUUGAUAUUUGGAGGCAAAACGCAACCAUCAGUAAGAACAUUUUGGAACAGAUACAGACAUGAGAAAAAAAAAACAAUUGACCAAAUAUGGAUUGUAGGAAAAGUGGGAUUUUUCUGGCCUCUAUGCUAAGAGGUCAGAAGGCCUGGAUACCAAAGUAUGACUUAUUGUAAUUAGGACUCCUGUCAAUUCUACUCCAAAUAAAAUAAUUAAAAUGCAAUAAAAGAUACAAGAUGUUGUAAUGGUUGUGGAGUGUGGCCCUUCACAAAAACAAAUGUAUUCUCUUUCAAUAUGGUGUUAUAUGACUUUGGAGACUUCUUAAUCCUGUUGGUUGGACAAAGUUCCUUGGCAGCAAGGGUGUGAAAUACAAUUUUGUGACUAUGAAUCUGAAAAAUAUUGACUGGAAUGAGAACUCUUGCAAAUAUUUUAAGACUUUUGGGGGUUUAGUCUUGUUACCAUGUUGCGGGUUUGGGUGGCUUUUAAAGCUCUCCUGGUUGGAAAGAGAUGGGUCUCUGGUGUGACUUGGAUGACCUUCUGUCAAAUGUAUUAAAAUGCAAAAAAGGAUCAGCAAUUUAAACAAAUUAUAGCCUACAUUACGUCUUAAUACAUAUUUGCAGUAGACGCCAUUGCAUUUUGCUUUUGUUUUCAGUUUGUCUUGAGCGGCACAUUUGCGGCAUUAAUCCAAAGUGACCAAGUGCUCCGCUGUGGUCCGACAGGACAUUUACAUAAAAGGCUUUUUCCACAACUAAUAGCUCCCUGCUACAAUUUGCAUUUAUAUAGGCCCCUUUGUAGUGACAUGAUUUGGUGCCUUUACCCAUGAUAAAAUAAACCU
Corythoichthys intestinalis (scribbled pipefish) is the source of this 2221-nucleotide messenger RNA. Its product is annotated as ADP-ribosylation factor-like protein 3. The record is from RefSeq and is a predicted model, not a curated record. Gene Ontology annotation, molecular function: GTP binding; GTPase activity. Gene Ontology annotation, cellular component: cytoplasm; microtubule cytoskeleton. NCBI's taxonomy places the organism in Eukaryota, Metazoa, Chordata, Actinopteri, Syngnathiformes, Syngnathidae. The coding region runs from base 87 to 635 and encodes 182 amino acids. Gene Ontology annotation, biological process: cilium assembly. The transcript has 6 exons.